Messenger RNA from Capsicum annuum, 1197 nucleotides. RefSeq lists its product as uncharacterized. The coding region runs from base 112 to 1026 and encodes 304 amino acids. NCBI's taxonomy places the organism in Eukaryota, Viridiplantae, Streptophyta, Magnoliopsida, Solanales, Solanaceae. The record is from RefSeq and is a predicted model, not a curated record. The transcript is spliced from 8 exons.
AGGCCAAGUGCAAAGGAAUUGCUGAAGCAUCGUUUUAUAAGGAGUGCAAGAAAAAGCCCGAGACUUUUAGAGCGAAUCAGGGAGCGCCCCAAGUAUCAAAUAAAGGAUGAUAUGGACUCUCCUAGGAAUGGACAGAAACCUGUAGGGGAAGCAUCGGGCACCGUUAGGGUGACAAAAGAUAUGGGUACUGAAGGCCCUGUUAAAGUCAGUGGCCAGGGGAAAACCCUAAAAACUGCUGGAUGGGAUUUCAGCAUUGGAGGAUCAUCUAGUACUGGAACUGUUCGAAGUGUGAAACCACCGCAGGUUAGAGAUAGGAAACCAGAAGUUCCACUGAAUCAAGCUGCUUCAAGAAAAAAUCUGGAUAGUGGUAACAAUUGGUCCUCUGCUUCUGGUACUGUCCAUUAUACUUCAUCAGAGGGUUUCAGCCAAAAAGAUGAUGGAGAUGCAAACAACGAGAAAGCAGAUUAUUCUCAUGAAGAUGAGGAGUUAUCAGUGAGUGGUACUGGAACUGUGGUUGUGAGAUCUCCAAGAGGGUCUCCUAGAGGAAUUCAGUCCUCUUCCCUAUUCACCGACCAGAGUUCCAUGUCCAGUAGCCCAGUUGCUUCUUUUGAGGAUGCGUCUUCCAGUGGCACUAUAGUUUAUCGCGGACGUCAUGAUGACCCAGAUUCUCCUCGAACGCCAAAAUCUAGGUUAGGAAUUCAAGAGAGAUCUUCAAGUGCAUCACUUGAAGACAGCCCAACAAACCUUGCUGAGGCCAAGGCUGCCAUGCUAGCAGGACCAAAGAAGGGAAACAUAAGAGACAGAUCAAAAUUGGGCAAGGUCCAACGUGAUGGGCUAGAAAACAAAACAGAACAAUCAACAAUGAGCUCUGAUUCUUCUAGGCACUCGCGUGAUUAUCUUGAUGCACAGAAGGUGUUUUCCAGAUCGCGCCAUCCAAAUGAUGAAGAAGAUGGUGCGAGAACACAUGCUGCACCUUCAUCUGCCACCUUAUCUGUUCUCCUUAUUCCUUCACUAAAAGAGGCCUGAUUUCCAGCAUUUUCUAGGGCUUUAAACAGUGCAUAUUUGGAGCUGAAAGGGUUCAAACUUUUUUGUGGUAAAGGGGUUUCCAAUAGGAUAAUGCCAUUGAGUUGUGUAUUAGAAUGGGAGGGGCUGAAGAAAGAUGAGAAAAUGAGGCAGGAAAAUGGUGAGGAAAACAAA